This is a messenger RNA of Sycon ciliatum, 1163 nucleotides long. RefSeq lists its product as uncharacterized. NCBI's taxonomy places the organism in Eukaryota, Metazoa, Porifera, Calcarea, Leucosolenida, Sycettidae. Gene Ontology annotation, molecular function: sequence-specific DNA binding. The record is from RefSeq and is a predicted model, not a curated record. Bases 339 to 1163 code for a protein of 274 amino acids. The transcript is spliced from 4 exons.
AGAGCUGUCAAAGCAACCUGCGAUAAAACUGUGGCGAUGGUGGUGCUCAUUGCCAAAUUGAUAAGAGCCAUCCGUCUGGUCGGAGCUGAAAACGUUUCUCCGUCUGAGCAGCCGAACUGACCACUCCUAUUCUGUACUGCAGUGUUGACGUUAUCCGAAUUACGUGGCACGGAAAGACAUUGAACAUUGAAAAUUGUUCAUAUCAGAGAAGUAGCUUACAGACACAUACUGGCAAGACUGUUUACCGAUUAUAAGACAGCUGAGGGAUCUGAGAUUGAGUUGUUCUACCGGAAUCUGCAUCAGUACAUUGUGUGGUGGACGUUUGAGGAACAUCGCUCAUGAUGCACUUCGAGCAGUCUGAUCUCUUGCACCAACAGCUGAGAGACGCUAUGUGCACGACUGGCCUACACUCGUCGCAUGAUCUCGCGUCCGAUUUGUCACUCGACGCUCUGUGCCGAAUGCCCGAGCUGCUUCGAAGAGACGUCGCCUGGCCAACGCUUGGCUCGCUUUGGACAACGGACAGUGACGUGAACACGCCGAACAAUUCCUUGCAGAUCACCUCUACCCCCGCUGUCACUGAUAUGGUAACAUCACCCCUGGACGAGCCACUUUACCUCACUACAGCAGCGACACGCACACACGCACGCGGACAUGCCACAUCCACGUCGAGCAACGACGUGAACUCAAGAGCCCAGAUACGCAGUCGCACCAGCAGUAGCGCCAGCGACAGCACAGCGAGAAGCCUGCAGAGCUUGGCGUCACUGAGCGGGGAAGAAACAGGCGUGGAAGCAGCCCUUAGCGAAGAUCCGAAGCAGUGGAACAAGCAGGACGUCCAGAGCUGGCUGGCCAGUAUCCUGGACAAGUGCAGCAUCACUUCACUGGACGUGGAGCAGUUUCAGCCGCUGACAGGUCAGCAAGUCUGUCAACUAACACUGCACGACUUUCACCAGCGCUGUCCUGGCAUUGUUGGUGAUAUCCUGCACACCGACCUCAAAGCACGUCAGAAACGACUCGAGCGAAGCCUGGACGAGGUCAUUCGACAGGAAAGAGAGCGACCAGAGGACGUGGAAGAAGCAGCCAGGAUUAUUGCUAACCUCUGCUCUUCCGAGUCCUCCUCCCUGAUGUUUGCUACAAAUUCACACACACCACCAGCCUAUGCAUGA